AACACCCGCGAUCUCGUCGCCACCUAGUGCUCCCCGGCCCGAACUCAAGGCGUCCGGGGAGACGAAACUCUCUCCCCUCCACUAAACGCCGACAGUUUAUCAAAAUGUUUGUAAAAUGUAUUAGUGUAGUGACAUGCGCUGCAUGCUUUUUGUAUACAUUUUACAUUUUAUGUAUUCUGUCACAUUUUUUGUCAACCCAUAAUGAAUACGAAGGCAAAAGAAUUUCAUUGAAAAAAGAUGAAAAUGUUGAUUCUGUGUUAUGCUUGUUAAUAGUAAAUAUGUCCUUAUUAAGCACUUUUAUGUUACAACACUCACUUAUGGCUAGUGAUUUUGUAAAACACUUAUUUUGCAAAUUUCAUAUGGAUUACAUGGAAAGAAGUGUUUAUAAUGUUACCAGUGCUAUGGCCCUUCAUUUAUUAAUCAAUCAGUGGCAAAUUAUAUCAUCAAUUACAUUGUGGAAUGUUAAUACAUCAUCUAAUAGCAUUGCAUGGUUUAUAUUUACUACUCUUCAUGUACUAGCUUGGUCAAUAAUUUAUAGUGGAUGCUUAAUGAUGGAUAUAUCUGAAUUAGCUGGAAUAAAGCAAGUGUAUUAUAAGUUUUCAUCAAGACCAAGUCCAAUGGCAAUGAAAUCUAAAGAAUUAUUGCGUUAUUACUCACAUAUGAGACAUCCAAGUUUCAUAGGAUUUCUUAUUAUUUUAUGGAUAUAUCCCUACAUGACAUUAGACAGGUUGCUAUUAGCUUUAGUACUUACAGUAUAUAUGAUGCUGAUGUGGACAAUUGACGAGGAGGAUUACAAUUAUCAUGCAACUGUUGUAAAAAGAAAACAGAGAGAAUUAUUCUAAUAUUUAUUGUAUACAUUGCCUUGCUGUACCAUUGUGUUCAUUAUGUUCAAGUUACACAAUUAUUUUCAAUAUGACAUUUCUCUUCGUGCU
This is a messenger RNA of Osmia bicornis bicornis, 932 nucleotides long. RefSeq names its product nurim homolog. The transcript is spliced from 3 exons. The record is from RefSeq and is a predicted model, not a curated record. Bases 105 to 842 code for a protein of 245 amino acids. Lineage: Eukaryota; Metazoa; Arthropoda; Insecta; Hymenoptera; Megachilidae. Gene Ontology annotation, cellular component: nuclear membrane.